Molecule: messenger RNA, 900 nt
Organism: Serendipita indica DSM 11827
Lineage: Eukaryota; Fungi; Basidiomycota; Agaricomycetes; Sebacinales; Serendipitaceae
Source: the annotation of a GenBank genome assembly
AUGUCCUACCGUAAGAUUGUCCAAGUCGGCGCCAGCGGCAACCUGGGUGCACCAAUUUUCAACGUCCUCGUCGACUCUGGUAGAUUCGAGGUCACCGUCCUCGGACGCAAGUCUUCCUCUUUCGUGCCACCUAGCCCAGACGUCAAGUUCUUUGGCGUGGAUUACUCCAACCAUGCUGAGCUCGUCGAAGCGCUUCGCGGACAAGACGCGAUCAUAAUGACUCAAGGUAACCUUUCUGCCGCUGAGAGUGUUACGAAGAAUGUCGUCAAUGCGGCUAUCGAGGCUGGCGUGAAGCAUAUUAUCCCGUCUUUAUUCGGCGCGGAUAUUUCCCGCCCACCGGCUUCUGAGCAAGAUCUCUUUCGCACGGCUAUGAAUAUUCUCGGCUUCCUCAAGGAGAAACAGAAUCAAAUCAGCUACACUUUCAUCGCGGUUGGAAAUUUCUUUGACAUGGGCCUGGAGAACGCCAGCCUGGGUGUCGACGUGCGCAACAAAAAGGUACGGAUCUACGAGGAUGGCAAGCCACCGUUCAAUACCACGACAUACGAUACCAUCGCCCGAGCCAUUAUUAGCGUGUUCUCCAACCCAGACAAGUUCAUCAACCGUGAUCUGCGCGUCCACGACUUUUACAUUAACCAGUGGGAUCUCAAGGCUGCCGUCGAAGCGGAGACUGGGGAGAAGUACGACGUCGAGUAUGCGGACAUUGAGAAGAUGAGAGAUGAGUCGCUCGCCAACAUGGCGCAGGGCCGAGUCUCGAUGGAGCAUAUAAUGGGACUGAUCAUUUACGUGAUCUUUAGCAAGCGAGCGUGUGCGUGGGGGGUCGAGGAUGACACCGAGUUGCUCCAGCUCCCAAAGAAGGAUCUCCAAGAGGAAGUGAGGAAGGUGUUGAAGUCUAUGCAGUAG